AAGUGUCUCUACAACGUCAUUUGUCGCAGCACCAACUGCUCUAUGAAAAGAAUCAAACGGCAGAUGCCCAUUUUCACCGCGAGAAAGCUCAACACUAGGAUCAUUCGCAUUGCUGAACACCUCUUGGAACAAAUUCCGGGAGAGAUAGAUCGUGAUAAUAUCUAUCCGCAACGCCCUGAGCUGAUCAACAUUAUCUCCAGCCUCUCAUUGUCGCCAGACACUCCGGUGGAAUGGAAGGAGUACUAUUUGAAGCAGGUGAUCCACCCGGCCCUCAACGCCAUGACCCCAAAGGUCGCUGCUGAAGUCCUUCUCAAGAUCAUUUCAUGCCGAUCAAAGUGUCCUCUCAUUAUUAUCCAUUUGUGCGGACGAAUUGGCUGCACAAAGGACAUGACGAUCACUUCGCUGAACAUGGCUGCUGUCUUAUUGCGGAGGGAACAGGAAUGGAGAGCACAGGAAGGCCACCUGUUGAACUACCAACGUCGGGCUCUCGUCAACGUCAUAUCUAAACUACAUUUCUUGGUAGUGGAAGAGGUAGCGCAAGAGCGCCAUUUUGGACAGUACGGUCAGAGAACGGAUACGCCGACGCUGAUCAACUUGAUGGAGCCGCGGGCGGCUGCGCAGUGUCUCUACAGUAUCGUGGCUGAUCGGGCAGGUUGCACAUUGGCCGAAGUCGAAGACUUUGGUGUCAUUUCGCCGAUUAGAGACGUGGCAGAUGUAUUGGUGGGCAUUGCCAAGCGUAUUUUACAGAAAUUGAAUGAUGAAGACGAUCGUGUUGCUUUACACCGUUCGCGCUUGGUCUACAUAU
Serpula lacrymans var. lacrymans S7.9 is the source of this 805-nucleotide messenger RNA. RefSeq lists its product as uncharacterized. Lineage: Eukaryota; Fungi; Basidiomycota; Agaricomycetes; Boletales; Serpulaceae. The record is from RefSeq and is a predicted model, not a curated record. The annotation marks the transcript as partial. The transcript has a single exon.